CUGACAUUCUCACCAACAAUCUGUACUACUCAUACCCUCUUGGACAAACUCUACAGCCCACAAACCAUCAUCAUCAAUCUUCUCACGACUCAAAAUGUCGUCUCAUACCGCCGACUUACCUCCCUACUCGGAAAAGUACCCUUCCAAAGAAGCAUCGGCGCCUAGUGCCCCCACCGCCGCCAGUCGCAUCGCCGGCAGCGUACAAACAUGCUCGAUCCGGGACAACCAAGUCGACUACCUUACCAUCGUCCGUGAUUCCCCCGGAAGAUAUCACAUCUCUCUUACAGUCGACCCGACACCUCUAUACCGCAUCGAACUCGUCCCCCCGUCCACCAAAGUCGGCAAUAUCCAGAUCUUCCCCGCAUCUGACAGCACGCUUCCCGCCAUCGCUGCCGCACGCCUGUCAGCCAACCACAAAGACAAAAGCCAGCCUUCAGCUACAAUAUGCACCUCCUCUCCCACCCAACCCGACGCGCUAUGGCGUCCCGUAACUCGUACGGGCAUGUUUUCCGUCGAGGAUUACCAGACCGAGAUACCGAUCAUCACGGUGCCUGGUCGAGCGGCGAAACCUCACCGGUUCUCGUGGCGGGCAGGCCCUCUUUCAGAGCCAUUUUAUCGGCUGUGGUGGGAUGGUCCACUUCCGCUGGUGCCGACAGCAAUGUUCAUGCCUGAUCAGAGGGGCUCGGAGUAUGUGUUUGCGACGAUGGCGAGGAAGGCUGCUGGCGGAGAGGACAAUUUGGUCGAGAUUAGGAGGGGAGGGGGUAUGGAUUUUGAGUUAAGUGUGAUUUUGGAAUUGUUUGUGAUUCUGCACUUCAAGAAUAAGCAUUUGAUUUAGGUGACGACGGGAAGUAGACAUGUGUGUAAUAUUUUUAUGUUGGUUUUGUUUUUGCAAGAGGCCUGAAGGGUACAUAUAUCGCAAUUUGAAUCUUGUCAAAAUGAAGGGCCAGCUUACUAGUCAGUGAAGCGCGAACCUUCACCCCUUAUAGGAUGGCGAUUAUAGUUCAUAAAUGUUGCUUUCGAA
Ilyonectria robusta is the source of this 1021-nucleotide messenger RNA. RefSeq lists its product as uncharacterized. The record is from RefSeq and is a predicted model, not a curated record. The transcript has a single exon. The annotation marks the transcript as partial. Lineage: Eukaryota; Fungi; Ascomycota; Sordariomycetes; Hypocreales; Nectriaceae.